This is a messenger RNA of Clupea harengus (Atlantic herring), 1890 nucleotides long. It is a transcript of the gene ctdspl3, whose product is annotated as CTD (carboxy-terminal domain, RNA polymerase II, polypeptide A) small phosphatase like 3. The record is from RefSeq and is a predicted model, not a curated record. Gene Ontology annotation, molecular function: phosphatase activity. NCBI's taxonomy places the organism in Eukaryota, Metazoa, Chordata, Actinopteri, Clupeiformes, Clupeidae.
GUCAGCCAUUAAACCUGUUUGCUGCUGAACCGAACUGGGAUACGUGUUCUACAAACACGAAUCCAAAUACCGGCUCCUGUGUCUCUUGUUUGUCUUUGUCAUAUUUUAUCAUAAAAAAGUAACUACAUUUUUGCCUAAAGAUGAGACUACGGUCAAGAAGUAUUUCUUUAGAGAGCGAAUCACCUCCAACGCCCAACGUUAAACAGUGUAAUGCUAACCGUCGUCGACAACAAGCCUCCAAACGAACACCCUCCGUCGAGAAGCAGGAUCAAGUCAAGGGAGAGGAGCCAACACAGCUAGACUCCCCUGAUGUGUUUGAUGCCCAUGACGUUCCAGUGGCCACUAGACGCCCCAUGCCACGAAUGGUUGGCAGGAAAAGGGCCCUGCCUUUUGAGGAUAAAGCGGAUGUGGACUUCCGUACCCCAGUUCGUGUGCGACACCAAAGACUGAACACCUUAGCUGAGAGUCAACCUGCCACACCCACACCUCUCUGCCUCACUGCACGGAACAUUUAUUCCCCCAUUGUGCGGUUCCUCACCCCCACCAAAGAGAAUGUGGAGUCUCCCCAGGGGCCCCUCCGGAGCCCAGAGCCCUGCGUCUUUGCCUUUGGUACUAUUUCCCCUCUUACCGAGGAGGAGGACAACGAAGAGGUCUUCAGCCCAUUCACUUUUGUUAAGAACAUUCCAUCACUAUCCCAACAUUCAAGACCUACGAUCAAAGACAUACCACCCAAGACCAGAAGCACACCUCAAGCCACUCUAGUGUUAGAUCUGGAUGAAACUCUCAUGUUCAGCUCACUCAGCGUUAUCGAGGAUGCUCAGUACACAUUUCACACAAACUUUCAGGACAAUAAAUACAAAGUCUACGUGAUCCUUAGGCCAUACGUGAAAGAGUUUUUACAGGCCAUGUCAAAAAUCUUUGAGAUGUUUAUUUACACCUCAGCCAAGAAAGAAUAUGCUGAAAACAUUGUGGACAUCUUGGACCCCAAGAGGAAGUUGUUUCGUCAUCGCCUGUACCAGCAAAACUGCUGUUGUGUUCUGGGACACUAUGUGAAGGACCUGAGUGUGCUGCAGAGGGAUCCAAUGAGGACCGUGAUCCUGGACAACGCUCCUCACACCUACCCAUACCAUCUGAUGAACAUGAUUCCCGUUAAGAGCUGGUUUGGGGAAGAGGACGACCAGGAACUUCAGAGGCUGAUACCCCACCUGGAGAAACUGGCUGAAGCGGAGGACGUUCGGGAGGUACUGAAGAGAAGGACCGAUCACUUCCACAGGCUCCUGUCUGAAGACUAACCCUAAGCUUGGCACAGUGCUCUUUGCUUAUCCCUUCUCUGUUGAGCCCAUUCAUCAGCACCCACGUGGAUAUAACUUUACACAUCACAUUAUGCAAACUUCUAGCCAGGAGGCAAAUCGGGCUUCUUUUGUUUCACCUCUUCUAAAUCCCAGACCCCAUGUUCUGGUUUUGUCAUUUGUCAGCCAUAGAGCUUAAAUCCAAGAUGAACAGCAGUGAAAGAAUUUCCACCUCAACACCUAUCUUUCACCACAGGAAUAAUGACUAAAGUGAACCAAAGACCAUAGACCAAUGUCAAACCUCUCCAUUAGAAUAUUGUAUUUUGAUGGCCAGUAUAUUACUUUAUUUUACGACCUGCGCUGCCACGAUAUGCCCAUAUUGUGUGCAAUAGAGGAUCUUCUGAGCAAUACAGUUAUGAUGUCGAUCGAUGAAUUUGGGAAACACCUGUACACUGGCUUGUACAUUUCAUGUUUGUAAUUUGCUGUAAAUAUUCAUUCAUUCUACAUGAAAUUUCUAUUCUUUUUUUAAAUAGCUAUUUAUCCUGUCAUCCUUUAUCCAAGCAUAAUUUAUAUAAUAAAGAUGAGCAUCCAUGAUUGUCAA